Chlamydomonas reinhardtii is the source of this 2283-nucleotide messenger RNA. RefSeq lists its product as uncharacterized. The transcript is spliced from 9 exons. The record is from RefSeq and is a predicted model, not a curated record. Lineage: Eukaryota; Viridiplantae; Chlorophyta; Chlorophyceae; Chlamydomonadales; Chlamydomonadaceae. The coding region runs from base 124 to 1197 and encodes 357 amino acids.
AUUCCAAACUUGCUGGAGUUCCAUCCGUUCAAGUAUUCUGUAGCCCAACCAGUUAAAGGCAAUAACAACAUCAACAGUCCGAUACUAGAAACUUGUGCCGGUGCCGAAACGACGACGUCAAACAUGCCUCCGCGCCGUGGCGGUCCCGGCGGCGCCGAGACUGGCACCGCUGCUGCCGAUGCUGCUGCUGCCUCAACCCCUGAGCAGGGGAAACCCGCCACCUUCCCCGCAGCUGCGGCCGCGGAGCGCCAGCUGGUUGUACCUACCAUUGCCCCCGCGCGCCGCGCGGUGCUGCUGGCGUCGCUUGCGGACGCGGGGGUGUCGACCUCGGCUGCUGCAGGCGGGAUCCGGCGCCGGGGCCGCGCGGAUUCAGGCGAGCUGUCGGAGGAGGGGAGCGAUGACGAUGAAUCAGACCCCGACGUGUUUGGCAAUCUCAAGGCGGCGCUGGUGUGGGACUGCGCGGGGCGGCGGCUGUGUGUGAGCGCGCGGCAGUACAUGGAGACGGGGCGCAAAGUGGAGGUGAAGGCCAAGGGGCUCAUCGACACGGCGGCGGGCCAGCACAGGGUGUGGGGCCACGUGCGCCGCAACUUCUACACACACGUGCCGCUGCUGCAGCGGCUGCUGGUGGCCCAGACGCAGCGCGGUGCGGGCGGCUGGGUGGAUGAGCCCAACCUGGACCCGGAGGCAUUCCUGCCGGGCGGCCUGCGCUGCCUGCUCUUCCAGGACUGGUGCAUCGCGCCGGGGCUGUCCUACGAUACAGCCCGCUCGCCGCCGGUGGCCGCCGCCGCGGCCGGCAGCGCCCCCGCCGCCGCCGCCAGCAACAGCAGCAGCGGGCCUGCUCCUGGUCGUGCGGGCCUGGCCUCGCUGGUGGGGCAGCGGGUGCGGUACCAGCUGGCCAUCAAGAAGAACCCGCAGGUGCUGCGCAACAGCUCCACCGCGGACGUGUGGGUGGCGGCCAAGGCGCUGGCCGAGUUCGACGCCAAGGCCUCAGAGGUGACUCUGGGCGGCUCCAUCCGGCUCAAAGCCAUCCGCUACGGUGUGACGGGCGGCGGCCAGGACCUGCGGCUGACGGCGGGGCUGGACCUGCUGCACGACGACAGCGGCAAGCUGGCCAAGCUGCCGUACCUCCACGUCAGCGACGGCAAGCUGGGCGCCAAGCUGCAGCUGCGCCGCUGGACCGUCACCUACACGCUGUGAGGCGACGACAAUGAUGUUUGUGGAACGUAUGUGUGGUGUGAUUUGCCGUGGCAGGGCUGUGGUGUGCUGAGGCAAGUGGCAUUCCUGUUGCGAACGUUCCAGCAACGUUCGGGUUGAGGUGGGCGGGGGCGGCAUGCGGUGCGGUUUGGUGGGGCGCAGGCACGCCGCGUUUGAAAGACGGCGUGCUCCGCUGCACAGCGCUUGCCACAACGCCAUGAUAUGCGCCGGAUGCUUUUUAGAAGCAGGUGCGGAGGCGCUGUAGUAAGGCUGCUUAAGACGGUGGGAUGCUCCCGGCAUCUACAUACAACAGUAACAGUUGGUGCGGCAUCUUCACAAGGAUGUCCGUAUCAAGUGUGCUGAUUGCCGGUGAUAGAUCAUCAUCGACUUGGCUGGGUUUGCGCUAGAUCUUGAUCAUGAGUAAUGAUGCCUGCUGCCUCAAGGGCAUGCCCUGCCAGCCUGCUUACUCGUGAUGGAACAUGGCAAGGGGCAGGAAAGCGUAGUCCCGAUGUGUGUGGCUCCCACCCGUGCCCACAUAAAUGCGUAGCAAGAAGGGACAAGGCAUUGGUGCGUCGUUCGCGCGCUGUUACUGUACCGACGGUAGCUGGCAGGUUGUGUCGAUGUUUUGCUGACGCGCAUUCCUCACGCUCCGGGCGCCCGGCCAAGGCGAUAGCACCACACAGACUCAAUGCGACGCCACACCGCGCGGAUAGCAUAGCCGAUGCGCACCUGCAGGCAGUCGACCGGCGUCCACGGAUGAGCUGUGUAGACGAGCACUAGCGUAAUGCAACGGCGUGCAGCAAAACAAUGGCCGGGCGACAGUGUGACAAGCAGGGGCAAGAACAAGGCGAAGCAAAGCAGAAGAGGGGCCCGAAUGUGUACGACAAUUGUGGCGGGCAGGCCGAAUGCGGUGCAACACGCCAACAACACAACCGGAGGUGAGGAAGCGUUGCUGAUGGCGAGGAUAGGUGCUGCGACGUUCGGUAGGGGAGCUGUGGCCGCGCACUAGAUGGGAGGAAGUUUCCGAGGUGUUGUUUCCGAGGCAUUGUUUGUGGCUGAUGUUUGUGGCUGAUUAAGAAAGAAGCAGAG